AUGGGCUUGGGCCAUGAGCAAGGAUUUGGUGCCCCCUGCUUAAAAUGCAAGGAUAAGUGUGAAGGAUUUGAGCUUCAUUUCUGGAGAAAAAUAUGCCGCAACUGCAAGUGUGGCCAGGAAGAGCAUGAUGUCCUCACAAGCAAUGAGGAAGAUCGGAAAGUGGGGAAACUCUUUGAAGAUACAAAAUACACAACCCUUAUUGCAAAGCUGAAGAAUGAUGGCAUUCCCAUGUAUAAACGCAAUGUUAUGAUACUGACUAAUCCGGUGCCAGCCAAGAAAAACAUAUCCAUCAAUACUGUGACUUAUGAGUGGGCUCCUCCUGUUCAGAAUCAGACACUUGCUAGACAGUAUAUGCAGAUGCUGCCCAAGGAGAAGCAGCCUGUUGCUGGCUCGGAAGGCGCGCAGUACAGGAAGAAGCAGUUGGCUAAGCAGCUGCCUGCUCACGAUCAGGAUCCUUCAAAAUGCCACGAGCUCUCCCCCAAUGAAGUUAAGCAGAUGGAACAAUUUGUGAAGAAGUACAAAAAUGAGGCUCUUGGCGUAGGAGAUGUCAAGCUCCCUGGUGAGGUGGAAACAAGAGCUGCUGAGAAGAAUAAUGUGAACAAUGGUGACAGAGGCACCUCAGCUGCUGUAGGAGCGAUGGAGGACAAGUCCCCAGAUCGGAAGGCAUCUCAGUAUUCCUGCUAUCGCUGCAAACUGAACAUGAAAGAAGGUGACCCAGCUGUCUAUGCAGAACGUGCUGGAUAUGACAAAUUGUGGCACCCAGCUUGUUUUGUCUGUUGCACCUGCAGUGAACUUCUAGUAGACAUGAUCUAUUUCUGGAAGAAUGGUAACCUGUACUGUGGAAGACAUUAUUGUGAUAGUGAAAAACCCCGCUGUGCUGGAUGUGAUGAGCUAAUAUUCAGCAAUGAAUAUACUCAAGCGGAAGGUCAAAACUGGCAUCUGAAACACUUCUGCUGUUUUGACUGUGACUGCGUUUUAGCUGGGGAAAUCUAUGUAAUGGUGAAUGACAAGCCAGUCUGCAAACCCUGCUACGUGAAGAACCAUGCUGCGAUCUGCCAAGGCUGUCAUAAUGCUAUAGAUCCAGAAGUUCAGCGUGUGACAUACAACAACUUCAACUGGCAUGCUACACAAGAAUGUUUCUUGUGUUCCUGUUGCAGCAAGUGUCUAAUUGGCCAGAAGUUCAUGCCGGUAGAAGGGAUGGUCUUUUGCUCAGUGGAAUGUAAGAAAAAAAUGAUGUCUUAAGAGAAGACAUGCACAGAACCAAGCAUUGCUGUGUUCCAAAGGCUCUUGCAUUUCUACUGUAAAAUACAUAGUAUCGGGGCAUUUAAAGUUAUUGAAAGUAUUAAAUAGCGUUUUCCCAAAGAUUUUCUUGAAUGACUAAGACUUGCUAUAUAAUCUUCAUUUCUUA
Messenger RNA from Fulmarus glacialis (Northern fulmar), 1408 nucleotides. RefSeq names its product testis derived transcript (3 LIM domains) (gene TES). The transcript has 6 exons. The record is from RefSeq and is a predicted model, not a curated record. Gene Ontology annotation, molecular function: zinc ion binding. NCBI's taxonomy places the organism in Eukaryota, Metazoa, Chordata, Aves, Procellariiformes, Procellariidae. The coding region runs from base 1 to 1242 and encodes 413 amino acids.